Messenger RNA from Rhodamnia argentea, 1486 nucleotides. Its product is annotated as probable arabinose 5-phosphate isomerase. The record is from RefSeq and is a predicted model, not a curated record. The coding region runs from base 153 to 1232 and encodes 359 amino acids. Gene Ontology annotation, biological process: carbohydrate derivative metabolic process; carbohydrate metabolic process. Gene Ontology annotation, molecular function: carbohydrate derivative binding; isomerase activity. The transcript has 3 exons. NCBI's taxonomy places the organism in Eukaryota, Viridiplantae, Streptophyta, Magnoliopsida, Myrtales, Myrtaceae.
CAAUCCCGCGAAAUCGGCCAAAUUAACGGCAAUUCCCCCCACUUUCACAUCAUCGUCAUCAUCAUCAUCGGCGUCGUCGUCUUCUCUCUUGAAUCCAAACACGAGAUCGUCAGAUCUCUCUCUGUCUCUCAACCCGCGAAGAAGACGGAAGAAUGGGUUCUCUCCCUCUUCUCUCUUCCGUAGACCUCCCUACGUCAACCCCAGAUUCUCCCCCAGAUCAAGCAAAGGCCACCGCCACCGCCACCGCCAUCGACGAACCCACCCUCCUCAAGCUCUUCAAAUCCCAGCAGAGCCACCUCAACUUCUUCUUCCAGCACCUCGACCUCCCUCAGACCCUCCGCUUCACCCAGACCCUCCUCCUCAAAUCCUCCUCCCCCGCCGGCGGCACCAUCUUCUUCACCGGCGUCGGCAAGUCCGGCUUCGUCGCCCACAAGAUCUCCCAGACCCUCGUCUCCCUCGGCAUCCGGUCCGGGUUCCUCUCCCCCGUCGACGCCCUCCACGGCGACAUCGGCAUUCUCGCCGACCGCGACGUCCUCGUGCUGUUCAGCAAAUCGGGCAACACCGAGGAGCUCCUGCGCCUGGUGCCCUGUGCCCGGGCGAAAGGCUCCUUCUUGAUCUCGGUCACGUCCAGUGAGGAUAAUUUGUUGAAGCGUUGUUGCGAUAUGAAUGUGUAUUUGCCUCUGGAGAGGGAGCUCUGCCCCUUCGACCUCGCCCCGGUCACCUCGACCGCGAUCCAGAUGGUUUUUGGGGAUACCGUUGCGAUCGCCUUGAUGGGCGCGAGGAAUUUGAGUAAGGAGGCUUACGCUGCGAACCACCCUGCUGGGAGGAUCGGCAAGACUCUCAUUUUCAAGGUAAAAGAUUUGAUGAAGAAGCAAAAUGAACUACCUGUCUGUAGGGAAGGAGAUCUGAUAAUGGAUCAGCUUGUGGAGCUAACAAGUAAAGGAUGUGGGUGCCUUCUUGUCAUAGACGAAGGGUGCCACCUGAUUGGAACUUUUACGGAUGGGGAUCUCCGACGCACUCUGAAGGCUAGUGGAGAGGGAAUCUUCAAGCUCACAGUGGGCGAAAUGUGCAACAGGAACCCGAGAACCAUAGGCCCAGAAGCGAUGGCAGUGGAAGCUAUGGAGAAGAUGGAAUCUCCACCAUCACCAGUACAGUUUUUGCCCGUCAUUGAUCACCAAAAUGUAGUGAUCGGCAUUGUCACAUUGCAUGGACUGGUCUCUGCAGGCCUCUGAUUUGCAUUAUUUGGUUUAGAUUCGAUUCUAUUUUUUUAGCAGGAGGAGAGAGGCUGCACUUCUCCUGUGGAUGAGAUCAUUUGUAUUUAAACAGCUGGGUUAUUUGUUAGGUGUACUGUACUGUAAAAUACCUGCACACCCCCGUUGCUAGAGCUCGCGUACAAUUUGUAGCAGAGAUUCAGCGCAAACACAAACGCAAUCUAUGGUGGAAACGCGCUCAGAUGUGGAUGUUUCUCUUUUUGUUCUUGCCAUUA